Molecule: messenger RNA, 833 nt
Organism: Oryza sativa Japonica Group (Japanese rice)
Lineage: Eukaryota; Viridiplantae; Streptophyta; Magnoliopsida; Poales; Poaceae
Product: probable prefoldin subunit 4
Biological process (GO): protein folding
Cellular component (GO): cytoplasm; prefoldin complex
Source: RefSeq, a predicted model, not a curated record
GCCGCAUCAACCCCCCCCCCCCCCCCCCCUCGUCGUCUUCCUCUGCUGCUGCCAAUUGCGAAGGCUUUUCCCCCGAAAUCCAGCAGCGGCGGCGGCGGCGGCGGCGGAGAUCGACGAAUCCAGCGGCGGCGCACCCCGAAGGGAACCGGAGAUGCAGCAGGGGGACGGCACGGAGGCGCAGGUGACGUGGGAGGACCAGCAGAACAUCAACCGCUUUGGCCGCCUCAACAACCGCCUCCACGAGCUCCACGACGAAAUCAAGCUCGCCAAGGAAGCAAAUGAGAACCUUGAUGAUGCUGGGAAUGAACUCAUCCUGUCAGACGAAGACGUGGUGCGGUUCCAAAUUGGAGAAGUGUUUGCCCACAUGCCAAGGGAUGAUGUGGAGACAAGGCUGGAGCAGAUGAAAGAGGAUGCAGCUAAGAAGUUGGAGAGGCUGGAGCAGGAGAAGGAAUCCAUCGUCUCCCAGAUGGCUGAACUGAAGAAGAUACUGUACGGAAAGUUCAAGGACGCCAUCAACCUGGAAGAAGAUUAAUAUCGAGUAAGCUGCCGGAUAUUGAAUGAUAUGAUGCUCUCUUAGUUGAGACUAGAGGAGCUGUGUUUGCUAGACUAAACUGUUUCUAGUGAUUUAAGAAGACACGUUUCUCGUGAUGCAUCAACAUGGUUAAUUCUUAUGCUGGAUUAGAUUAGCAUGGUUUUGCCCAGCAGAUACGUGAAUCAUGAGUUGCAUGGUUUCAAUUUAUAAAAAUGCAGUAUGGGGGAAUUUGGACGAAUUGGUUAUGUUAUUACUACAUAUAAGCCAAGUUUUCAGUUGCAUCAAAUUGUGUUAUUCUUCA